UAGGUGAGUAGUUCGGCCUCCCUCUAAAUUCCGUCGGGCGCGCUGAUGUACCAAGUUAGCUACGGUACUCAGACAGGGUGCGAGCGCGGGCCUGUCAUUGUGAUGCAUCAUCGGCCGGACGACGCAUCACAUAUAUUGGCCUCGACAUGAUGUGCUGAGCAGCACCGGUGCCCGGUCAGUGAUACUGUCAGAGUCGCUCUCAUCGCACGACAGAUCGAUUCGCACCCCCAUGUCUGCCAUUGACACUGCGUUGACGGGAUAUGCCAGCUCCGUUCAUGAUUACAACGCCCUCGCCACAACGGUGCUGCUCUGUUAUGACUGUCUCCUGAAUCUCGAUAGAGAGAUUCCGCUGAUCUGGUCCCGGAGGCCGACAAUCAUCUCCGUGUCUUAUGUUCUCUGCCGAUAUUCCAUGGUGCUUUACGCAGUCCUAGGCUGGGUAUCGUCUUCAUGUACAGCCGUAUCGAACUCUCGGCAUGUCCUUGGUGUGCUUUUCUCUCCCGUCGUAACAGUUUCUGCAUAUGUCAAAGUCUAUGCUGUCAGUAGACGUGACUGGGGGUGGACGUCCAUCGCUGUUAUGCUGGGGAUUGUCUCUCUCGCCACACAUAUCUUUCUCUAUGCGAUAUCCACCUUCAAGAUAGCCACACUUCCCGAUUUCGUAGAGUCUUGCAUCGAAACGAGAGGUAUCUCCGAUGUCGAAUUAAAGAGAUUAAUCAUUGCGACACGCAUAUGCGCCAUCACGUCCGACCUCACCGUAAUUGCAGCGAUAACAUAUCACACGAGAGGGCAAGGGAUCCUCAGUCAAGGCCUGCCCCAGAGCAGACCGUCACUCGUACUCCUCAUACAGAGAGACGGAUUUGUGAUGUUUGUGUAGGUGCUAAAGGGAGCUUUCGAUGGCUUUAGAUCGACAAUGAUGAUGUGUCUAGGUUCUUCGCUGUCCUCAAUAUAUUCGCCGUUGCCCUCUACUUCACAGUACCGUACGGCUGGGCCUUGACGAUAUUUGUUGACCCCGCCAUCUCCAUCAUCAUCUCACGCAGCGUCUUGCGACUCCUGGCAGCGACCAACAACAGCGUGCCAGAGGACAGCGAUGACAUCGAAACGCUCCACUUGUCCUUCGUCCAACCAGAACAGCUGCCCACGGAGCUGUCUAGUGUGGUCCACUACACCGCGAACGUGUUCAAUGCAGUCGUCUCGCGAAUU
This is a messenger RNA of Fomitopsis serialis, 1197 nucleotides long. RefSeq lists its product as uncharacterized. The record is from RefSeq and is a predicted model, not a curated record. Lineage: Eukaryota; Fungi; Basidiomycota; Agaricomycetes; Polyporales; Fomitopsidaceae. The transcript is spliced from 11 exons. Bases 230 to 871 code for a protein of 213 amino acids.